Molecule: messenger RNA, 2553 nt
Organism: Nerophis lumbriciformis (worm pipefish)
Lineage: Eukaryota; Metazoa; Chordata; Actinopteri; Syngnathiformes; Syngnathidae
Source: RefSeq, a predicted model, not a curated record
AUGGGGGAACUCUUCAGGAGCGAGGAGAUGACGCUGGCGCAGCUCUUCCUCCAGUCAGAAGCAGCCUACUGCUGCGUCAGUGAGCUGGGCGAGAUCGGGAUGGUGCAAUUCCGUGAUUUGAAUCCUGACGUGAACGUUUUUCAGCGCAAGUUUGUCAACGAGGUGCGUCGUUGCGAGGAAAUGGACCGCAAACUGAGGUUUGUGGAGAAGGAGAUUAAAAAGGCAGACAUCCCGAUCGUCGAUACUGGAGAGAACCCUGAAGUGCCUUUUCCGAGAGACAUGAUCGAUUUGGAGGCCACAUUUGAGAAACUCGAGAACGAACUGAAGGAAAUCAACACCAACCAGGAGGCCUUGAAGAAAAACUUCCUGGAGCUGACCGAGCUCAAGCACAUUCUGCGUCGCACGCAGCAGUUUUUCGAUGAGAUGGAAGACCCCACUCUGCUGGAGGAGUCGUCCACACUUCUGGACCCCAACGAGGUCAAUCGAGGGGCUCCGCUCAGGCUUGGAUUCGUGGCUGGGGUUAUCGGAAGGGAGCGCAUCCCGACAUUUGAAAGGAUGCUUUGGAGAGUUUGCAGGGGGAAUGUGUUCCUGAGGCAGGCAGAGAUCGAAGACCCUCUGGAAGACCCUACUUCGGGCGAUCAGGUCCACAAGUCCGUCUUCAUCAUUUUCUUCCAGGGAGACCAGCUGAAGAACAGAGUUAAGAAGAUUAGUGAGGGCUUUCGGGCGACAUUAUAUCCAUGUCCAGAAACACCUCAAGAGAGGAAAGAGAUGCUCGCAGGUGUGAACGCUCGCAUCGAUGACCUGCAAAUGGUUCUGAAUCAGACCGAGGACCACAGGCAGAGAGUCCUGCAGGCGGCGGCCAAGGCGGUGCGCGUGUGGUUCAUCAAAGUGAGGAAGAUGAAGGCCAUCUACCACACCCUCAACCUGUGCAACAUCGACGUCACUCAGAAGUGUCUCAUUGCGGAGGUGUGGUGUCCCGUCUCCGACCUGGACUCCAUACAGUUUGCUCUGCGCAGAGGCACGGAGAAAAGCGGCUCCACGGUGCCUUCCAUCCUAAACAGAAUGCAGACAAAGCAGACCCCUCCUACCUAUAACAAGACAAACAAGCUCACUUCCGGAUUUCAAAACAUCGUCGACGCCUACGGAAUCGGCAGCUACCGCGAAAUCAACCCAGCGCCAUACACCAUCAUCACCUUCCCCUUCUUGUUCGCCGUCAUGUUCGGCGACCUGGGCCACGGCGUGCUCAUGACCUGCGCCGCUCUCUACCUCGUCUUGCGAGAGAGCAGGCUGAUCGCCCAAAAAAAUGACAACGAGAUGUUCAGUAUGGUGUUCGCGGGGCGAUACAUCAUCCUGAUGAUGGGAAUCUUCUCCAUCUACACGGGUAUCAUCUACAACGACUGCUUCUCCAAGUCGCUGAAUGUUUUCGGCUCGGGCUGGAGCGUACGGCCCAUGUUUGACGCCCGCGUGGGAGGCAACUGGACGACUGAAACACUUCAAGGCAACAAAGUUUUGCAGUUGGAUCCAGCCAUAGCUGGCGUCUUCAAGGGGCCGUACCCAAUAGGAAUUGAUCCGAUCUGGAAUAUCGCAACGAACAAGCUGACGUUCUUGAACUCCUUCAAGAUGAAGAUGUCAGUCAUCCUGGGUGUCAUCCACAUGCUGUUUGGAGUCACUCUUAGCCUCUUCAACCACCUUUAUUUCAAGAAGCCACUGAACAUCUACUUGGGAUUCAUCCCCGAGAUCGUCUUCAUGGCCAGCCUCUUCGGCUACCUGGUGCUGCUUAUCUUCUACAAGUGGCUGUCGUAUGACGUGCGGCUGUCGCGUGACGCGCCGAGUCUCCUGAUCGCCUUCAUCAACAUGUUUCUUUUCAACUACAACGACCCGACCGUCAAGCCUCUGUACACGGGACAACAAGCCCUACAGACGCUCCUGGUGCUCAUUGCCUUGGCAUGUGUUCCUUGCAUGUUGAUAGUGAAAACUCUGGUCCUACGGAGACAAUAUUUGUGGCGUAAAAACCUGGGUACACAGAAUUUCGGAGGCAUCCGGGUGGGCAACGGGCCCACCGAGGACGAAGCGGAAAUCAUCCAGCACGACCAACUGUCGCAACACUCUGAGGAUGAGCCUGAGCGUUGCCUUCUGUCGUCUGCUUUCAAGGCCCGCGAGGAGGAACAGUUCAACUUUGCAGAUGUUGCCGUGCACCAAGCAAUACACACCAUUGAAUACUGCCUGGGUUGUAUCUCCAACACGGCCUCUUACCUUAGGCUUUGGGCCCUCAGUCUGGCUCAUGCACAGUUAUCUGAAGUUCUGUGGUCCAUGGUUAUGCACAUCGGCUUGUCCUCACGCGGCCUGGGCGGCUUCUUACUGCUCGCCAUCGUCUUCUACUUCUUCGCUGUACUCACAGUGGCCAUCCUGCUCAUCAUGGAGGGCCUGUCCGCAUUCCUGCACGCACUAAGGCUGCACUGGGUGGAGUUCCAGAACAAGUUUUACUCGGGUCAGGGCUUCAAGUUCCUCCCGUUCACCUUCGAAAGCAUCCUGGAUGGGAAGUUUGAAGACUGA